Penicillium diatomitis is the source of this 273-nucleotide messenger RNA. RefSeq names its product guanine nucleotide-binding protein subunit gamma. NCBI's taxonomy places the organism in Eukaryota, Fungi, Ascomycota, Eurotiomycetes, Eurotiales, Aspergillaceae. The coding region runs from base 1 to 273 and encodes 90 amino acids. Gene Ontology annotation, cellular component: heterotrimeric G-protein complex. The record is from RefSeq and is a predicted model, not a curated record. Gene Ontology annotation, molecular function: G-protein beta-subunit binding. Gene Ontology annotation, biological process: G protein-coupled receptor signaling pathway. The transcript has 3 exons.
AUGCCUGCCUACGAACUUCGCUCGGGAGGGGAUGUGAAGAACAAGAAGCAAAGUGUCGCCGACCUCAAGUACCGUCGCCUGACCGAGCUCAAUGCUCGUCUGAAGGAGGAUCUCGACCGUCCGCGUGUAAAGGUCUCCGAAGCCGCGCUCUCGCUGAUCAAUUACUGCAACAACACCCGUGACUUCAUGGUACCCUCAGUAUGGGGGCAGGUUGAUAAGAGGGAAGAUCCGUACGCCCCUCAGCAGCAAGGUGGCUGCUGCACUGUCAUGUAA